This is a messenger RNA of Strongyloides ratti, 2061 nucleotides long. RefSeq names its product Protein VAC14 homolog. The record is from RefSeq and is a predicted model, not a curated record. The transcript has 6 exons. The coding region runs from base 1 to 2061 and encodes 686 amino acids. Gene Ontology annotation, biological process: phosphatidylinositol biosynthetic process; positive regulation of kinase activity. Lineage: Eukaryota; Metazoa; Nematoda; Chromadorea; Rhabditida; Strongyloididae. Gene Ontology annotation, cellular component: endosome membrane; PAS complex.
AUGAGUGAUAAUCAAUAUGCUCCAUUAACUGCAAGCUUAGUCAAAGCAUUAACUGAUAAAUUAUUUGAAAAAAGAAAAUUAGCUGCAACUGAUCUGGAAAAACAAAUAAGAGAAAUUGUUAAGAAUGAACAAACAAAAGAUUUGGAACGUAUAAUUUUGAUUCUUUGUAGUCUUACUACAAAUCCUAAUAUGCAUGCCCGUGCCGGAGGUUUAAUUGGAAUUGCAGCAGUUGCAAUUGCACUAGGAAAAAAUUCUCUUCCAUAUACCAGAACAUUAAUUGAAGCAGUAAUGCCAAGUUUUAUGGAUCAUGAAUCAAAAGUUCGUUACUAUGCUUGUGAAUCAUUGUAUAAUGUUGUUAAAAUAUGUAAGGGCAAUUCUUUGAAUAUGUUUGAUCAACUUUUUGAUACAUUAUGGAGGCUUUCUACAGAUACUGAUCAAAAUGUUAGGAGUGGAGCAGAUUUAUUAGAACGAUUAUUAAAAGAUAUUGUAAAGACAACUGAAGGUUUUAAUGUUGAAAAAGUUAUGGUAUUAAUUAAGGAACGUAUUUAUGCUGAGGAAUUUUAUUGUAGACGAUUUAUAAUAUCAUGGUUAAAACAUAUGAUUGAUAUUCCUGGUUUUGAUAUUGUUAUUUAUAUACCUGAAUUAUUAGAUGGUCUUUUUAAAAUGUUAAGUGAUAAUAUGGAUGUUGUAAGAACUUUUACUGAAAAUGUUUUAAAUCAAUUAUUAAUGAAAAUUAAUAAGGAUAAUGUUGGAAAUAUAAAUAUUAAAGCAAUUAUUGAUAUAUUAGUUGUUCAUACAAAAAGUUCAUCAAAUAAUUUUGUUGGAAAAAGAGUUGCAUUAGUAUGGUUAGAAAAAUUAAUAACAGUUUUAAAUAUUCAAUUAAUUUUUCCUCAUUUACCAAAUUAUUUAACUGCCGUGUUACCAUGUUUAACAUCAAAUGAAACAAAAGCUAGUGUUAUAAAUAAAAAACUUAUUGAAUUAGAUUUAAGUGGAAGUAAUUUACCUAUAAAAGAAAUUGUAGAUGUUUUACUUUUUUAUAUGUCUCAUGAAAAUAUUGAAACAAGAAUAGCUAGUUUAAGUUGGAUACAAAAAUUAUACUCAGCUGUUCCAUCUGAAUUAUUUUUAUUUAUGGAUCGAUUAUUUCCAAAAUUAUUAUCAUCAUUAACUGAUUCAUCAGAUGAAGUAUUAAUAUUAGCUAUUGAUAUUUUAGCUGAAGUUUGUGGUGAAAAAAGUGUUAAAGUUGAUGUUGGAGAAUUAAAUUUAAAAGAUGAUUUGACGGAGGAAUUAUGUUAUGUAUCACCAUAUUUAUUAAAAUUUACCACUUCAUUAUUAGAUAUGUUUAGAAAAGAACCAACAUUAAUGAAUGAUAGAGGUGUAGCAAUACUUCGCCAAACAUGUGCACUUUUAGGUCCUGAUCAUAUAUAUAAAUCAUUUGCCUUGUUAUUAGUAAAAGAUUCAGAUUUUGAUUUUAUAUCAAAAAUGGUAUCAAUGUUAAAUAUGAUUCUUAACACAACAUUAGAAUGUUUUGAAUUAAGGGAAAAUUUACGAAAAUUAGAAACAAAAGAGGGUGUAGAUUUAUUUUUAGCUAUUUAUCGUUGUUGGUGUUAUCAACCAAUUAAUGUACUUGGUUUGUGUUUAUUGUCACAAAAUUAUACACAUGCAGCUGACAUUGUGCAACGCCUUUCUAGGGUAGAUAUGACAGUAGAUUUAUUAGUUGAAAUUGAUAGGUUAAUACAAUUAAUUGAAUCUCCCAUAUUAUCUCAUGUAAGGCUUGAUUUAUUAUCUAUUAAUCAUCAAAAACCUUUAGCCGCCGUUUUAUCAUCUCUAUUGAUGUUAUUACCGCAGACAGAGGCUUUCAAUACACUACAUAAACGUUUACAAUUAAUACCAUUACUAUCAACAACAGAACAUUCAAAUGAAAUAGAAAUUAGAAGAUAUGGUAAAGAAAUAAAUUUCCAGAAUCUUCUAAAUUAUUUUGAUAGUACAUUUAUUAAACGUCAAAAUAAUAUAAGAGCCGUUCAUAAAAAUAAAUUACGGCAAAAUAUUAAUGGAACGAGUUAA